This is a messenger RNA of Guillardia theta CCMP2712, 1767 nucleotides long. RefSeq lists its product as hypothetical. The transcript is spliced from 4 exons. NCBI's taxonomy places the organism in Eukaryota, Cryptophyceae, Pyrenomonadales, Geminigeraceae. Gene Ontology annotation, biological process: carbohydrate metabolic process. The annotation marks the transcript as partial. The record is from RefSeq and is a predicted model, not a curated record. Gene Ontology annotation, molecular function: beta-glucosidase activity.
GAUGGCGAGUGGCUCAAGGAUUCAGAAAAUCGGCGCGUGCUGCUGCGAGGAGUGAACCUCGGCGGCUCCUCGAAGAUGCCGGUAGGGCUGCGGACCAACGAUGCCAGCGGGCUGGAGAGGAAGGGCAUCACGUUUGUCGGGCGGCCUUUCCCGCUCGAGGAGGCGGAUGAGCACCUGGAGCGGCUCGCGUGCUGGGGCCUGACGUUCCUGCGCUUCCUGGUGACCUGGGAGGCGGUUGAGCACGAGGGUCCAGGGGUCUACGACCGGGAGUACCUGACGUAUGUGCGGGAUGUGAUCAGGAAGGCGGGCCAGCAUGGGAUCUCCGUGUUUGUGGACCCCCACCAGGACGUGUGGUCCAGGUGGACGGGAGGAGACGGGGCCCCUGCCUGGACCCUUGACGCGGCAGGGUUCGAGGUGAGCAGGCUGCAUGAGAGUGGUGCAGCGUUCACGCACCAGCACCACGGGGAUCCGCUGCCGAGCAUGAUGUGGAUCCCCAACCACAUGCGGCUGGCGGCAGGGACCAUGUUCACUCUCUUCUUCGGGGGGCGGGACUUCGCGCCCCUGCUCACGGUGGAGGGGAAGAACAUCCAGGACUGGCUGCAGGAGCACUACAUCCGAGCCAUGGUGGCGCUUGCCGAGACCCUGAGGGACGAGCCCAACGUGCUGGGCUUCGAUACCCUCAACGAGCCAAACUUAGGGAUGAUCGGGUGGGAGGACGUGAGGAGGAAGUCGGCGUACCUCAAGCACGGGUGGUGCGCCUCGUGGUUCGAGUCGUUCCAGCUUGGGGAAGGAAAGGCGCUUGCUGUGGAUUACUACUACCCCUCCUACGUGUGGAACGGGAAGAAGACGCUGAAUGCUGGGAGGGUCAGGGCAUGGAGGGAGGGCAGGGAGUGCGUCUGGAAGCAGCAUGGCGUGUGGGACGUGGACGAGCGGGGAGAGGCUGUGCUGCUGAAGCCGCACUACUUCCAGGAGGUGAGGGGGAGGAAGGUUAACGCGAUGGGGGACUACUUCGUUCCCUUCCUGAGGAGAUUCAUGACGGCGAUCAGGAAGGCUUCUCCUGGGAGUUUCAUCUUCAUCGACAGGGACACAGACUUCGAGGACCCCACUGCUGAGCACUGCCCCAGGUUCUCGCAGAGGAGCGAGGGGGGAAUUAUCUGGGCUCCUCAUUGGUAUGACGUCGUGCCCUUGGUCGCCAAGUCUUUCCGCUCGUGGGUAGGGCUGGCACACUUCGAGGAGAAGGUCAACCCUUACAAGCCCCCGAUCGUGCUGGGGAAGGAGCGGGUGGCGCAGGAGAACGCAGCGAAACUCAAGGCCCUGAAGAAGAUCGCGAGGGGGAUAAGGAGGAGAGGCUGCCCGACUAUCAUCGGAGAGAUCGGGAUCCCCUUCAACAUGAACGACGGGGAGAGUUUCAGGACAAACGACUUUAACCUGCAGAUCUCAGCCAUGGACUCGUCCCUGCGCGCUGUGGAGGAAGCGCUGGUGCACGCCACGAUCUGGAACUACACGCCUGAUAACUGCAACCGAUACGGGGAUGGGUGGAACGGGGAGGACCUGUCUGUCUACUGCGCUGAUCAGGUGUUUUGCUGUUACGUGUUCUCGGGAGGACGGGCACUGCCUGCGGUGAUCCGACCAUACCCGAUGAGGACGGCGGGGGAGCCGAAGGAGUUGAGGUUUGAAGUCAAGAGCAGGAGGUUUGUUUUCUCCUUCUGCCAUGAUCCAGAGUCGUCUGCUCCCACCAUUAUCUUCCUUCCUUACUUCCAGUAUCCU